CAAGUGCGAUGCCUUCAGUCGCGACUUCUGUGCCACGCGGCGUAUACGCAACGCGCAGCGGCAACCAGCGAAUCCGGCGGAUAUAUCGGCGGGACGAGGCUAUAUAAGCAGGGGAUGCGCACCGAAAGCCAACAGAUGGUCGCCGACUGUGCACGCGUGUGGUUAUCGGGAAUCAGUAAAAAUCCGUGCUAAACACCGAAACUUAUUGUAAUAAAAGCGCGUGGAAUAAGCGGAAUAAUCAAAAUGCGGCCGCAUAUUUAUUUUGAGUUCUGAGACGGCUGAGCACAGGGGCAACCAAACUCUUUGGAUCUGCACGGAAUCCAGAAUUCCGAGAGAGCAAACAGACAACGCGAAGUCCCAUGAGUGCACUUCAAGUUAGAAACUAAAUGAGCAACUGCUGCCGGGAAACAAAGAUUCACUGGCGUCACGCGUAGAAGAAAGAACAACAACCGACGGGCGGAAAACAAUACAUAUCCCCAGGGCGAAGGAUUUCGCCAGUACGAUGAUAAUCAGCAUGAACCAGACGGAGGCCGCCCAGCUGGCGGCUGGGGAGCAUCUGGGCGGAUACGCCAGCAGCAGCAACAGCGUGCGCUAUCUGGACGACCGGCAUCCGCUGGACUACCUUGACCUGGGCACGGUGCACGCCCUCAACACCACUGCCAUCAACACCUCGGAGCUGAACGAGACUGGGAGCAGGCCGCUGGACCCGGUGCUCAUCGACAGGUUCCUAAGCAACAGGGCGGUGGACAGCCCCUGGUACCACAUGCUCAUCAGCAUGUACGGCGUGCUAAUCGUCUUCGGAGCCCUGGGCAACACCCUGGUGGUUAUAGCCGUGAUCCGGAAGCCCAUCAUGCGCACUGCCCGCAAUCUGUUCAUCCUGAACCUGGCCAUAUCCGACCUACUUUUAUGCCUAGUCACCAUGCCGCUGACCUUGAUGGAGAUCCUGUCCAAGUACUGGCCCUACGGCUCCUGCUCCAUCCUCUGCAAAACGAUUGCCAUGCUGCAGGCCCUGUGUAUUUUCGUGUCGACCAUAUCCAUAACGGCCAUUGCCUUCGACAGAUAUCAGGUAAUCGUGUACCCCACGCGGGACAGCCUGCAGUUCGUCGGCGCGGUGACGAUCCUGGCGGGGAUCUGGGCACUGGCACUGCUGCUGGCCUCGCCGCUGUUCGUGUACAAGGAGCUGAUCAACACAGACACGCCGGCACUCCUGCAGCAGAUCGGGCUGCAGGACACCAUCCCGUACUGCAUCGAGGACUGGCCCAGUCGCAACGGGCGCUUCUACUACUCGAUCUUCUCGCUGUGCGUGCAGUACCUGGUGCCCAUUCUGAUCGUCUCGGUGGCCUACUUCGGGAUCUACAACAAGCUGAAGAGCCGCAUCACCGUGGUGGCCGUGCAGGCGUCCUCCGCCCAGCGGAAGGUGGAACGGGGCCGGCGGAUGAAGCGGACCAACUGCCUGCUGAUCAGCAUCGCCAUCAUCUUUGGGGUUUCUUGGCUGCCGCUGAACUUUUUCAACCUGUACGCGGACAUGGAGCGCUCGCCGGUCACACAGAGCAUGCUCGUCCGCUACGCCAUCUGCCACAUGAUCGGCAUGAGCUCCGCCUGCUCCAACCCGCUGCUCUACGGCUGGCUCAACGACAACUUCCGCUGCAACGUCCAGGCGGCGGCGCGAAGGCGUCGCAAGUUGGGCGCCGAACUCUCCAAGGGCGAGCUCAAGCUGCUGGGGCCGGGCGGCGCCCAGAGCGGCACCGCCGGCGGCGAGGGCGGUCUGGCGGCCACCGACUUCAUGACCGGCCACCACGAGGGCGGACUUCGCAGCGCCAUCACCGAGUCGGUGGCCCUCACGGACCACAACCCCGUGCCCUCAGAGGUCACCAAGCUGAUGCCGCGGUAAAGAACAGGGUAUUCGUGUCCGCCUCCGCAGGACAUACGCGUGCAUGUCCUUUGUGCGCCCUCGGGCUGAUUGGAUUUGCAUGCUCCAAACGUCGUUGCUGCUCGCUUUUCGUUUCACUUGUUCCAACGG
Molecule: messenger RNA, 2020 nt
Organism: Drosophila erecta
Lineage: Eukaryota; Metazoa; Arthropoda; Insecta; Diptera; Drosophilidae
Gene: NPFR
Product: neuropeptide F receptor
Exons: 6
Coding region: 503-1891 (462 amino acids)
Biological process (GO): G protein-coupled receptor signaling pathway
Cellular component (GO): membrane
Molecular function (GO): neuropeptide Y receptor activity
Source: RefSeq, a predicted model, not a curated record